Molecule: messenger RNA, 1481 nt
Organism: Papilio machaon (common yellow swallowtail)
Lineage: Eukaryota; Metazoa; Arthropoda; Insecta; Lepidoptera; Papilionidae
Gene: Ahcy
Product: adenosylhomocysteinase
Exons: 5
Coding region: 100-1392 (430 amino acids)
Biological process (GO): L-methionine cycle
Cellular component (GO): cytosol
Molecular function (GO): adenosylhomocysteinase activity
Source: RefSeq, a predicted model, not a curated record
UUCUCACGUACUUGUGAUUGUCAUUUUACUUGAAAUUCUGCUCCGCGCGGUCGAAGUUACCCGCUGUAUUAUUUUAUAUUUAACACAAUAAAAGAGAAAAUGAAGCCGCCGUACAAAAUAGCUAACUUAAGCUUGGCUGAGUUGGGUCGCAAUGAAAUUAUGCUGGCAGAGAAAGAAAUGCCAGGUCUUAUGGCGUGUCGCCGCAAGUACGCCCCUGGUCAAAUUCUCAAAGGUGCCAGAAUUGCUGGGAGCCUUCACAUGACAGUACAGACAGCUGUGCUCAUAGAAACUUUGAUUGAAUUAGGAGCAGAAGUUCAAUGGUCAAGUAGCAAUAUCUACAGCACACAAGAUGAAGCUGCAGCUGCCCUUGUGGCUCGAGGAAUACCUAUUUAUGCCUGGAAAGGUGAAACCGAAGAAGAAUACACCUGGUGUAUCGAACAGACACUCAUCUUUGCUGAUGGCAAACCCCUUAACAUGAUAUUAGAUGAUGGCGGUGACUUGACUAACUUAGUACACAAGAAGUACCCACAUCUCUUAGAAAAUGUUAAAGGUAUUUCUGAAGAAACAACCACUGGUGUACACAAUUUGUACAAAAUGUUCCGCGAGGGACACUUAAAAGUUCCAGCGAUAAAUGUCAAUGAUUCAGUGACAAAGAGCAAAUUUGAUAACUUGUAUGGAUGCAGGGAAUCCUUAUUAGAUGGUAUCAAGAGAGCAACUGAUAUUAUGAUAGCAGGAAAGGUAUGUGUUGUCGCUGGGUACGGUGAUGUUGGUAAGGGCUGCGCACAAGCUUUUAAAGGUUUCGGUGGUAGGGUUAUUGUCACCGAAAUAGACCCAAUUAAUGCUCUUCAAGCAGCCAUGGAAGGCUUCCAAGUGACUACAAUGGAAGAAGCCUCAGAAGUAGGUCAAAUAUUUGUCACCACAACAGGAAAUAUAGACAUUAUUUGCAAGGAACAUUUCCUAAGAAUGAAAGAUGAUGCAAUUGUUUGCAACAUUGGGCACUUUGACUGUGAAGUUGAUGUUGCUUGGUUGGACAGUAAUGCCAAAAAAGUAAAUAUUAAGCCUCAAGUAGAUCGCUAUGAAUUGGAAAAUGGAAACCACAUUAUCGUACUUGCGGCCGGCCGUCUUGUCAACUUGGGAUGUGCAACUGGACAUUCAUCAUUUGUCAUGUCCAACUCAUUCACUAAUCAAGUUUUGGCUCAAAUUGAGUUGUGGACAAAGCACAAUGCUUAUCCUAUUGGAGUACACACUUUGCCUAAAAAAUUAGAUGAGGAAGUAGCUGCACUUCAUUUGGAACAUCUUGGUGUUAAACUCACUAAACUAACACCCAAGCAGGCCAAAUAUAUUGGUGUACCUGCUGAAGGUCCGUUCAAACCAGAUCACUACAGAUAUUAAUUCUGUGAUAACCCUGAAUAAAAGUAACAACCAAACUAUUUUUCUGAAAUUUUUAUUAAAACAUAUAAUGUUACUUGUAAGUUACAAGA